Messenger RNA from Sycon ciliatum, 3435 nucleotides. RefSeq names its product sushi, von Willebrand factor type A, EGF and pentraxin domain-containing protein 1-like. The coding region runs from base 1 to 3435 and encodes 1144 amino acids. The transcript is spliced from 21 exons. Lineage: Eukaryota; Metazoa; Porifera; Calcarea; Leucosolenida; Sycettidae. The record is from RefSeq and is a predicted model, not a curated record. Gene Ontology annotation, molecular function: calcium ion binding.
AUGGUGAAAGUGAAAGAGUUCUUGGCGGCCAGAAGCUUACUGCUGAAUCCUUCCAAGACGCAGUUUGUCGUGUUCAGGUCAAAGUGCAAGCCCCUUGACCCUAGCGUCGCUCUACAGCUGGGUGAGGUCACAAUCAACCCUAGUGCACACAUUCGAUACCUUGGCAUUGUACUCGACGAACAUCUCUCCUUCGGAGAGCACGUUAGGCAACUAGAGCGGAAAGUUGGAAGCUGUACCUUCUCUAAGGCAAAUGUUGAUUCCAUCACUACAUCUGGUACUGUAACUUGCUCCUCUGGUUACACGAGAGUAGGAGGCAAUACCAAUGCAACCUGUCCAUCCAACUCUACAACUGGAGAGUGGGAAGAAGUAGGAAACUGUGAAGCACUGUGCACUGCACCGACCAUCGCCAAUGGAUAUGCCAGUGGAACACAGUUCAACCAGUCCAGUACUACGUAUUACUCAUCUGCUGUGUACAAUUGCAAUCCGGGAUUCAGGCUGUCAACUGGCGUCAAUAAUACCAGAAUAAACUGCUCUGUAACAAAUGAUGCAGCUGGGUUCAGUUCACCACCUACAUGUAUUGACAUCAAUGAAUGUACUUCUAGCACAGAUAACUGUCACUCAGCAGCAACUUGCACAAACACUAUUGGAUCCUUUACAUGUUCUUGCAAUCCUGGUUACUACGGAGUUGGAACCUCGACCUCCCCAUGUCAGAGCUGUACCUUCUCUAAGGCAAAUGUUGAUUCCAUCACUACAUCUGGUACUGUAACUUGCUCCUCUGGUUACACGAGAGUAGGAGGCAAUACCAAUGCAACCUGUCCAUCCAACUCUACAACUGGAGAGUGGGAAGAAGUAGGAAACUGUGAAGCACUGUGCACUGCACCGACCAUCGCCAAUGGAUAUGCCAGUGGAACACAGUUCACCCAGUCCAGUACUACAUAUUACUCAUCUGCUGUGUACAAUUGCAAUCCGGGAUUCAGGCUGUCAACUGGCGUCACUAACACAACAACAAACUGCUCCGUGACAAAUGAUGCAGCUGCGUUCAGUUCACCACCUACAUGUGAAGCUUGCCAGAUUAAUGGCACUGGCCACAGUAUCUCUUCUGUAUCUCAUGAUGGCACUGUCGUAUGUGCUGAUGGAUACUACUAUAAUGGAACGCUGCCCGUCUGUGGAGAGUCAUCCGUACACUGGCAACACCUUGUAUCUUGUCAAGCAUGUAAGAUUCCUAGCGGGAAGUUCGUUGAGUCGAUUUCCAGCGCUGGAGCCGUAACUUGCAUCAGUGGCUAUGCGGAUCGUGUGGGUAGUGCUGCACAAACCUGUACGAAUGCUGAUGGUCUGUGGCAGAAUGUAUCAACCUGCACCAUCAAAACCUGUCCGAUUCAGGCACCCAACAAUGGCACCGCAACUCCUCUUUCUGCUACUAUCAACUUCAAUGAGACGGUUGUAUAUUCUUGUCACACUGGUUUCCGCCUUGUGGGCGAAGCCAGUGCUCAUUGCCUAGCAACUGGUGAUCUGGAUGCUGCCAAACCAAUAUGCCAAGACAUUCGUGAAUGUAGCAACGAGACUCUUCAUGAUUGUCACCGUGAUGCACGGUGUAACAACACUGUGGGGAGUUAUACCUGUUCUUGUUUGACCGGCUAUGCUGGAAAUGGAACCUACUGUGAGAAUAUUGACGAGUGCAGUUCAGAUCUUCACAACUGUCAUCAAGACGCCAUUUGCACUGACACAAUGGGUACAUUUAACUGCCAUUGCAAGACUGGUUACACAGGAAAUACAACACAUUGCGAAAUUAUAACUUGUACAGUGCCCCAGCCGCCCACCAACGGUCUAAUCAGUCCAAUCAGUCAGGGAAGCUUCACGUUCAACAUCAGCCUGAGCAUUUCUUGUCUGACCGGGUAUCAGCUGAAUGGUGGUCAUAGUGUGGCUUGUCAAGCCAACGGGAAACCUUCUGCGACUAGUGGCAUCACUUGUGAUGACAUCAAUGAAUGUGCUUCUAGCACAGAUAACUGUCACUCAGCAGCAACUUGCACAAACACUAUUGGAUCCUUCACAUGUUCUUGCAAUCCUGGUUACUACGGAGUUGGAACCUCGACCUCCCCAUGUCAGAGCUGUACCUUCUCUGAGGCAAAUGUUGAUUCCAUCACUACAUCUGGUACUGUAACUUGCUCCUCUGGUUACACAAGAGUAGGAGGCAAUACCAAUGCAACCUGUCCAUCCAACUCUACAACUGGAGAGUGGGAAGCAGUAGGAAACUGUGAAGACAUCAAUGAAUGUGCUUCUAGCACUGAUAACUGUCACUCAGCAGCAACUUGCACAAACACUAUUGGAUCCUUCACAUGUUCUUGCAAUCCUGGUUACUACGGAGUUGGAACCUCGACCUCCCCAUGUCAGAGCUGUACCUUCUCUGAGGCAAAUGUUGAUUCCAUCACUACAUCUGGUACUGUAACUUGCUCCUCUGGUUACACAAGAGUAGGAGGCAAUACCAAUGCAACCUGUCCAUCCAACUCUACAACUGGAGAGUGGGGAGCAGUAGGAAACUGUGAAGCACUGUGCACUGCACCGACCAUCGCCAAUGGAUAUGCCAGUGGAACACAGUUCAACCAGUCCAGUACUACAUAUUACUCAUCUGCUGUGUACAAUUGCAAUCCGGGAUUCAGACUGUCAACUGGCGUCACUAACGCAACAACAAAGUGCUCCGUGACAAAUGAUGCAGCUGCGUUCAUUUCACCACCUACAUGUGAAGCUUGCCAGAUUAAUGGCACCGGUCACAGUAUCUCUUCUGUAUCUCAUGAUGGCACAGUCGUGUGUGCUGAUGGAUACUACUAUAAUGGAACGCUGCCAGUCUGUGGAGAGUCAUCCGUACACUGGCAAAACCUUGUAUCUUGUCAAGUAUGUAAGAUUCCUGCUGGGAAGUUCGUUGAGUCGAUUUCCAGCGCUGGAGCCAUAACUUGCAUCAGUGGCUAUGCGGAUCGUGUCGGUAGUGCUGCACAAACCUGUACGAAUGCUGAUGGUCUGUGGCAGAAUGUAUCAACCUGCACCAUCAAAACCUGUCCGAUUCAGGCACCCAACAAUGGCACCGCAACUCCUCUUUCUGCUACUAUCAACUUCAAUGAGACGGUUGUAUAUUCUUGUCACACUGGUUUCCGCCUUGUGGGCGAAGCCAGUGCUCAUUGCCUAGCAACUGGUGAUCUGGAUGCUGCCAAACCAAUAUGCCAAGUGUUGUAUCAUGACCUGACUGUUUCUCCUGCCUUCUACGCAUUGUCAGACAUUCGUGAAUGUAACAACGAGACUCUUCAUGAUUGUCACCGUGAUGCACAGUGCAACAACACCGUGGGGAGUUAUACCUGUUCUUGUUUGACCGGCUAUGCUGGAAAUGGAACCUACUGUGAGAGUAAGUGUAUUGGGACUGUAAGUUGGUGCUACAUCUACUUGGUAUGA